Molecule: messenger RNA, 750 nt
Organism: Acanthoscelides obtectus
Lineage: Eukaryota; Metazoa; Arthropoda; Insecta; Coleoptera; Chrysomelidae
Source: the annotation of a GenBank genome assembly
AUGGAACUCAACCGAGAACAUUUUCGCACCAUAAUUUAUUACAACUUUCAGAGACAAUUAUCGCAACAAGAAUGCCUUGCUGAUCUUAGCGACGAUUCCAGGGUGGGUGCACCAAAAACGGCAGUCACCCAGGAAAGCGUCGAUGCUGUGCGCAAACUCAUCUUUGAAGAUAGACAUGUGACAUAUCGCGAGAUUGAGGCAAAAUUAGUUUCUCGUAGUUUCCUGUUGACUGAAGAGCAGAAAGCAGCCAGGGUUAAUUGGUGUCAAAAAAGGCUUGAACGUUUCAAUUCCGGAAACUCAAAAAAUGUGUGCAGCAUUGUUAGUGUCAAAAAUGUCAUCUGUUCUCGAAGUGUUUCGAAAAAGAUGGUCGCGACAUUUGUGUCAAAAGCGGGUCAUAUUGCAACAAUUCCUCUUAAUGAGCAAAGAACUGUUACUCCGGAUUGGUCUACCACCAUUUGUUUGCCAAAAGUCAUCACCGAGCUUCGAAAAAUCAACCCCGAAAGAAGAAUCAUCCUCCACCAAGACAAUGCAAGCUCGCACACAGCCCAAAAAACAAGGCAGUAUUUAACGGAAGAAAACGUGGAAUUAUUGGAUCAUCCUCCAUAUAGUCCCGAUCUACGUCCUAAAUUUUUUUUUACUUUCCCGAAAAUUAAAAACAGACUGCGUGCGAACGAGUGGAAUAAGUGCUUCGAAAAUUGGUUCGAGCGCAUGCAGAUGUAUAUUUAUCUUCGUGGAGAAUUCAUCGAAUAA